AUGGCGAGGUUUAUGAGCACCUUCUCGAGCAAAGCUCUGUGGGAUGUUUUACUGAGAGCAUCCCUUCCUCUCCGAGCCUUAUCCAUAAGAUUGAUUCUGUGUCAAAGAUCAACGUCGCAUCCGAACUCUCAGUCUCAGAUUCAAACCAGAAGAAAAAAAAACUUUCAAAUCGAAGAAGAAGAAGAAGAUGGAGCUUUCGGGAAGCUGAUCGAUGCGAUCCUCUUCUUAUACUUCGCUCUAAUGGUGUUUAUCCCUCCGCUCUUCGACGCACAAACGGUGCUCCCCAAAGAAAUCUACCCGAAGGUUCUCACCGAUCUGAACCGCAACUACAUCGCCGACUUCGGAGACUACUUGCUCGCGGAGGAGCCGCAUUUCCUCGUCGGACUCAUCUGGCACGAGCUCAUCCUCCUCUGGCCGCUCUCGAUCGCCAACGUCUACGCGAUUCUCGCCGGAAAGUCGUGGUUCGGCACCACGUGCUUGCUCUACGGAGCUUCCGUCGUUACUUCCAUGGCUGCAGUACUGGGAGAGAUGAUAGGUUCGGAGGCUUCUGAGAAGUUGCUGAUGAUGUAUGCUUUCAUGGGUGUUGGGAUACUGGCUACUCUUCGUGGUUUAGUCUCUCGUUCAACCUCCAAGAGCGCCACCGGAUCUGUUGACAAGCCCAGGAGGAAGCUGGCCUAG
Molecule: messenger RNA, 678 nt
Organism: Raphanus sativus (radish)
Lineage: Eukaryota; Viridiplantae; Streptophyta; Magnoliopsida; Brassicales; Brassicaceae
Cellular component (GO): endoplasmic reticulum
Source: RefSeq, a predicted model, not a curated record